Exophiala bonariae is the source of this 540-nucleotide messenger RNA. RefSeq lists its product as uncharacterized. Lineage: Eukaryota; Fungi; Ascomycota; Eurotiomycetes; Chaetothyriales; Herpotrichiellaceae. The record is from RefSeq and is a predicted model, not a curated record. The coding region runs from base 1 to 540 and encodes 179 amino acids. The transcript has a single exon.
AUGGCUUCCCACGCGGAUCAAGAGGUCUCCUCCGAACUGGGCCGUGCCCCUGCACCAGAAACCCUCACUCUCCUUUUCAAAUGCCACAAGUCAACUACGUUAUUAUCAGUGCAGCCGACCAGACCUUUCGCCGACAUCAAAGUGCUGCUGCUCGGCGCCCUGCAAGCGCGUGGCCUCAAUACUCUGCCCGGGUCAACAUUAUCGCUUCCUGAGAACGCCGAUGAUCUAGAAUUUGGGGUUCUGGCAGACAAGAAAGAUGCAAGCAAAGGAUGGGUCUCACUCAAGGUCAAGGAAAAGGUGUUGAUAGGCAGCAGAGGAGGCAAAAAGAAGGUGGGGGGCAACAACAGUGUGAUCAAUGAAAGUCCAUUGGCAGCAUCAUUGACUGAUGGCUCAUGGGUGGCAUACCGGCUGAAAGCCGCAUCCAAGGAGAUGCAAGGCGAUGAGGAAGAUCUCUUCGACGGAACACCCGAGGUUGAAAUGGAAGAUGAUGGGGAAUGGGAUGUUGUGCUACCAUCUUUCGAUGAUGAAGAUGCGGAAUGA